AGACCAGCUUUACUUGUCCAAGUCGAGUAUAGUGCAACAUAGCGAAGACAUAAAAGGCUGAGCGGGCUGCGGAGGAGUGAUGUGGUUGCAAACGACCGCUGAUCCUAUGUUUUCUCGACAUCUCAUAAGCGGUCGGUCCUGCACAAGAAACAUGGCUCUGGAGGCCUAGGCAUGCUCCCUGUGACUUUUCUGCGGCAGGUGGCGAUGAGAGAAGCGAUCUCUUGGCAACUCCCAUCGUGUCAGCGCGAUCAGGAUUGAUAUGACCUAAGCUCAGACAGUAUAUAAGACCUGCAGCGCUGGCCAAUUUGGACCCAGCACAAGAGGCACCUCUCUUCUGCCAGCACACUCACCAACUUACCAAACCUCAACUCUAUACGCAGACGGCAUGUCGACCUGGGCACCUGGCACUCAGUACAAUGUCGGCGAUGUUGUUGAAUACGAAGGCUUCAAGUAUAAAAUCAUCCAGCCUCACCUCUCUCAGGGAGACUGGACCCCCAAUGUAACCCCCGCGCUUUGGGGGCGCCUGCCUCCCGAUUAUGUUGGAGGCGGUGGAGAGAAACAGGGCGGCGGCUACCAGCCCGCGUACGACCAACCUCAGCAGCAGUCGUUCCAGGACGAGCGCCCGCCGUUCGACCAGCAGCAGAGCGGUAACAACUGGGACGAGCAUCAGCACCAGAAGGUGGACAUCCCUCACGAGGAGCAGAAGAAGAACUGGUGGGACCUUGACGACGCGGCCAAGAAGAAGAUGGAGAUCGGUGGAGGUCUCGCUAUUGGCGUCGCCGCAAUCGGUGCUGGUAUGUUCGCAUACAAUCAUCAUCAGAAGAGUGAAGAGCAGAAAAAAGCGGCUGUCUGGGCUCUACAGAGGUGGCUGCGCGAAGGCCAGGAUCGCACCGAAAACUUCUACCGCAACGGUCCUAGCGCGCCCACGACCUGGCUGCUUGUCCACGGUAAGAGCUUCCCUCGGGACUUGAUCGCCGGUGGUGAGGAGGGAGGUCAGCCUCUCUAUGUCUGCCGUGCCUUCCACGACGGUAGCGUCCAGGUUGGCAAGGCAGGUGCAAACCUCGACACCGGCGCCGUAGUCGGCUACGGCCACAAGGAGGUUUCUGUCGAGCAAUAUGAGCUGCUCGUCGGCAACCCGAACGCCGUGCGCUGGGUCGAGGUGCACGGGCAGCUGAAGCUGGACCGGCUCGGGGCGCGCCCGGUCGAGGGCGGUCACGAGGCAGACGGCACGCCGCUCUUCAUUGCCCAGGCGCACGUCGAAAAUGGCAUCCACCCUGGCAAGAUCAGCGAGAAGCUCCAUAAGGCUUUCAUUCCUUACGGUGGCUCCGAGAAAGAGGUCGAGCGCUACCGCGUCCUCUGCUACAACUAACAAGGGUCCCGUGCUGCAUUCUCGAUUAUCUCUCGCAUCGUGCCAUCCAAACACGUUACAGCUCAAAUCGGAUAGCUCCAUGAACCCAAUGUACUCUUGAAUAACACAAUGAUGACACAUCGGAAGCUGUUACAUAACAGACUUGCUCUUCUAUAGAAUCGCUGCGAGGCGAGUGGGGCCGCCCG
Phanerochaete carnosa HHB-10118-sp is the source of this 1554-nucleotide messenger RNA. Its product is annotated as carbohydrate-binding module family 12 protein. Lineage: Eukaryota; Fungi; Basidiomycota; Agaricomycetes; Polyporales; Phanerochaetaceae. The transcript is spliced from 10 exons. Gene Ontology annotation, cellular component: extracellular region. Gene Ontology annotation, molecular function: carbohydrate binding; hydrolase activity, hydrolyzing O-glycosyl compounds. Bases 386 to 1369 code for a protein of 327 amino acids. The record is from RefSeq and is a predicted model, not a curated record. Gene Ontology annotation, biological process: carbohydrate metabolic process.